Messenger RNA from Pisolithus orientalis, 387 nucleotides. RefSeq lists its product as uncharacterized. The transcript is spliced from 3 exons. Lineage: Eukaryota; Fungi; Basidiomycota; Agaricomycetes; Boletales; Pisolithaceae. The record is from RefSeq and is a predicted model, not a curated record. Bases 1 to 387 code for a protein of 128 amino acids.
AUGCUCAGUUACGCCAAUCACACCGACGACAUCAAUCGCGACGCGGAUUCGAGACGCUUCGCAGAUAUUCUGGUGAUUUUCGCCGUCCUUUACAUGAUCACGCUUUUCCUGUGGGUGUGCCUGAAGUACGAUGUGAUUAGACCCAUCCGCGCCUCCGCGCCCGCGGGGGCUCCUCAGGCUAGGUCAGGGCAGCAGACGCAGUCAAACCCGGGAACGGAGGCCGAAACCCUCACUCAUUCUCAACCGGAUUCGGGAGGAUCAGUUCAGAGGCCGCCUCCAUUGGCGGGAGAAUCUGUUGAACUCGAAUCCCCGCCGACCACUGCAAUUCAUAACAAAGUCGACAAUGACAUAGACCAAGCGAAGCCCGAAUGCCGUGGAACUGAGUGA